UGUUGGUGCCUCUCCUCAGACUGUAUCUAUGCGGAAUUAAAGUCCUUCUGUAUCAGAUGUUCAACAGAUCUUUUACGCUACCAGGUGCUCACUAAGUGAAGGCAUCGAAGCGGAUUGCUUACCAAAGGAACCAAUGGAGGGUAAAAGCUCAGGACGUUCGUGCUCUGGCCUCAAUCUAGUCGCACACCCACGAGCCAAAAGCAAAGUCUGGAAAUACUUUGGCUUUGACACAGAUGCAGAUGGCUGCAUAUUGCACUGGAAAAGGAUAUACUGUCGCGUUUGUAUGAGUCAAAUUGCUUACUCCGGAAAUACAUCCAACCUGUCGUACCACCUUGAAAAGAACCAUCCAGUAGAGUUCAGUGAGUUUGUGAAGAGCAACACGGAUCAGAUGCGUGAGGCUUUUGCCACAGCAUUCUCCAGGAUAAAGACUGAGCCUUCAGGUCUCCAUGGUCAGCAACAGUCCCAGGACUCAAACAUAAGGCAGAGCUUAGACUAUGAAAACAGACGUCACAAUGACCUUACAAUAGCUAUCAUCAACUUCAUCUGCGAGGGGCUGUACCCUGUAUCUGUAGUUGAAGAGCAUACCUUUAAGACCUUAAUGAGUACUGUUGACCCUGGGUACUCUCCACCCACCAAAAACGAACUGGCUGUUAAAAUGGUUCCUCAGAUGUAUUGCCGUGCCCGGGACAAGGUCUUUAGCGAUCUUACUGGGGUUGUUAACUGUGGUGUUACUACAGACCUCUGGCAAAGUCAAACCCAGAACAGAACAUACAUUUCACUCUCUAUGCAUUCAGUUAAUUACAAUAGUACAACUGGUUUCUCUAUGACCAACAAGUGCCUCAAAACUUUUGAAGUACAAGAAGAAAACACGGCUGAGAAUAUCACCAGAGCAAUGUAUGAAACCUUUGUUGAGUGGGGGAUAACUCAUAAAGUCAGCGGUGCAACCACAAAUGGUUCAGUAGACAUUGUCAAAGCAUGCUCGCUCCUGGAACUGUCCGUGGAAAUGCCUUGCCUUGGACACACCAUCAAUCACGCAAUGGAUGAAGCCUUCCAGCUGCCGCGGCUCGACAGCUUUUUGGGAUGCUGCCGCAAACUUGUUGAUCAUUUCAAAGAACCUACAAUGUAUCUGCUGAGAGAAAAGCAGAAGCAGCAUGGCCUCACUCAGUGUGAACUCAUCUCAGACAGGGGUAGGUCUUGGUUGGCCACAUUAGCAAUGUUACAAAGACUGAAAGAGCAACAGGUUGCUGUUACUGCAACACUUACAGAGAGUUCCAUCAGCCAUCAUUUCAGCUUUGAUGGCUCUGACUGGACUUUAUUGGAGGGCUUGAUUGAAGUCCUCCAUCCUUUUAAAGUUGUGGCGAAUAUGAUCACUUCUUGCAGGUACCCAGCCAUUAGCAUGGUAAGGCCUGUACUUCAUAUGUUGUUGAACACCAACCUCAAAAUCAAGGAAGGAGAUAUCAAAGAGAUCAGCAUGACCAAAGAGGUCAUCUCCAAGGUCCUAUCAAGCACCUAUUCACAGAAUUUGCCGCUAUCGCAAGAGAUCUCAACAUUCCUCAACAUCGCUACAUUCCUUGAUCCCCGGUACAAGAAGUUACCUUUCCUGUCCACUCAGGAACGCUCCAAAGUUGAGAGCAACGUCAUCGAGGAGGUAAAGGCAAUCCUUGAGAAGCAGAUGUCAGACCAAUCAUGCCUCGAUGAUUUCUCCUUGUUGUCUCAAGAGCCACCUAGUAAAAAACAGGCACCUCUAAGAGGAUCUUCAGCUAGCAGUACAACCCAAGACAACCCUCUUGCUGCCAUAUUUUGCCAGUCUGAUGCAGACCAGAGCCAGGAGGAGCUGCAUGCUCAGGUUGUAGAGGAGCUGAGCAACUAUAAGUCACAGAGGGUUCUAGGUCUGAAUGAAGACCCUUUACUCUGGUGGUCAAGUCAUGCAACCUUGUUCCCCACCCUCCCCAAGGUCCUGCAGAAGUACUGGUGUGUUCCUGCCACAAGUGUACCCUGUCACAGGCUGUUCAGUUCCUCUGGAACUGUUCUGUGUGGGAAGAGGAACUGCAUAGCUCCGGCUCUAGUAGAUCAGCAGGUAUUCUUGUAUGAGAACUCGCGGAGCUACUACGAAGCGGAACCCUGUGAGGAUGAUUUGGACAAUGUUUGGGAAGGAAACUGUACUCUGAGUCAGCCUCUUGAGUGACUGGGCUUAAAAUUGUAUGAAGUCAAACAAUUUUGACAACUUUAUUCUCUGUGCACUGGGGCCUACAUGCAUACCUACCUGCUGAAGCAUUAAAAAAUCAAGGCAUUUCAGUCAGUACUAUGAAAAUGUAAUGGACCUGUUAAUGAUGAUACUAUAAACCACUAAGAGCGUGUACGUAUGUAUGCAUGUACAUGUGCUCUGGAACUUUUACUUUGGACAAAGACAGGCUAGCUGUUUCCCACUUCCCCCAGUCUUAAUGUCACAUCCUGACUCAGGCUCUUAAUCAGGAUGAGUAAAAAAUGGGAGUGGUAUUAAUCGUCUGAUCUCAGUGUCAGGAAAAACAAGGAAAGAGUGUAAAACAAUGCACUUUUUUUCUUCUUUUUUUUGCUAUUGUACAGAUAAGAGUCUCCAUCAUAGUCGUGUUUUCUUUGUCAAAAUAUUUACAGAAAAUGUUCAUUGUAAUAAACAUAACAACAGAUUCUGCCAUAAAAUGUUCCUAUUGGAUCAAACAAAUCUGCAAUAUAGUAACAGUGUAACAGUAAUACUGUGAGUUGUCUCUGUUCUCUCUAUCUCAAUUUUUUU
Messenger RNA from Seriola dumerili (greater amberjack), 2767 nucleotides. It is a transcript of the gene zbed1, whose product is annotated as zinc finger BED-type containing 1. Lineage: Eukaryota; Metazoa; Chordata; Actinopteri; Carangiformes; Carangidae. The transcript has 2 exons. Gene Ontology annotation, molecular function: DNA binding; protein dimerization activity. The record is from RefSeq and is a predicted model, not a curated record. The coding region runs from base 134 to 2185 and encodes 683 amino acids.